Populus euphratica (Euphrates poplar) is the source of this 1434-nucleotide messenger RNA. Its product is annotated as F-box protein At5g07610-like. Lineage: Eukaryota; Viridiplantae; Streptophyta; Magnoliopsida; Malpighiales; Salicaceae. The transcript has a single exon. Gene Ontology annotation, molecular function: protein binding. The coding region runs from base 33 to 1307 and encodes 424 amino acids. The record is from RefSeq and is a predicted model, not a curated record.
AAAUCCUUCCCUGGACAGUUGUAAGCUGAUCGAUGGUAGGAUCAAUGGCUUCCUCCUUUUCCAUCUUGACCUCACCAAAGCAGAAGAAUUCACCAUCCAUUGAUGCUGUUCUUGGUAAUGAUGACCUCGUCACUGAGAUUCUAUUGCGUGUGCCCCCAAAAGCGGUCCUGAGAUUCAAGUUAGUUUCCAAGAAAUGGCUUUCUAUCAUUUCCAACACAAGUUUUGCUACCCGCCAUACUCACCUCAAUCCCCAUACCGUUUCAGCUCUUCUCCUCAGAGUUUCCUUCUCUUCCAAGGAACCACCGACCCACAAAUACGUUUCUCUUGAUGGGAAAUCAUUAGCUUACUUUUCCUAUGAUUUUCUUGAUUUUGACCCCAGCAAUAACCCGGGAUGUAUUUAUGUUUCUCAGUCCUGCAAUGGCUUGCUUUUGUGUUCUAAAUGCAGACGGGAUCUUCCAGAGAGGUCUCAACCAAUAAAUUAUAUAUUCAAUCCUACUACAAGGCAAUUUGCAGUGCUACCUCCACCACCUGACGAUGGACAAUUUUUUGAUUCGAUUCAGUUGGUGUUUGAUCCUUCGGAAUCAUCUUGUUACAGGGUUGUUUGCACUCAAUUCUUUACCUCAGAGCUUAAGAUUUAUGUGUUCUCAUCUGAAACCAAGGACUGGAAGCUUUGCGUGAGCCAAGAAAGUUUUGAUUUUUUACCUGUCAACUUUGCGGAUGGCGUCUUUUGGAAUGGUGCUGUUCAUUGGAUUAGUCCUAUGGGGAAUGGUUUCAGUUUCUUGCUUGAUAAGGAAUGCCUUGAGACAAUUCCGAGGCCUCCACUUCCUGAGAAUUGGCAGGAACAAAAUUUCAGGUACUUCGGAGAGUCUGACAGGCAUUUGCAUUUUAUUGGGGUUUUGGCAGGAAACCCAAAUCCUGAUGAUUUGAACAGAGGUAUUGUCACCCCUGAUAUGUCUCAUGACCAAAGUACUGAUCAAUCCAUAGUAGUCUAUACCAUGGAGAGAGGCUUCUCAAAAUGGUUUGUUAAGUACUGUCUCCAUAUGAAUGCUAUUGUAAUGGCAUAUCCUGAGAUAACAGAAGACGAAGAUCUUGCAGCCUCACCAUUUUCAGCAGAGAAAGGAUCGGUUCGUUUAUUGUCAUUUAUCGGCGGGGAUAACAAUGAAGGGCCAUUGCUGGUGAUGUGGAUCCUUGGUGAGAUCAUAUCUUUCUGCUUCAAGGACAAAACAUUCAAGAAGAUUUUGAGGCUUCCUUUUAAGCACGCUACCUGCUAUGCUUUAAACUACACUGAGACAUUAUCUUGUGUUUAAUGGUGUGUAUGUUUGCUGUUGUCCAACAUCUUUUGUAAUUCUUUUCAGCUUCAGCAAAUUACUAUUCAGGAAAAUAAAUCCAUUUAUAUUAGCAUGAAACACAAGGCAAAUCCCGCCUCCACCUUUG